GUGCAGCAUCCAGCUUGUAUCGCCAUGUCCAGAAGUGAUCUUCCUCUACUGCACUGCCCAACAAGAAGGCACUUGGAUAGUUGAACCCUAUAAAGACGAUAGAAGGGAACAAAGGUCUUAGCAACUCAACCACAUUCAAUCUCUCAAGCCUUUCUCUCAUCUUUAACAAUACACACUAGAAUUUUCUCAAUUCUCAUUUACAACAUGGCAGCCGCAGCCGUCCAGACUUACACUCCCGCUUCAUACGACCACCGCGCCGUGGAUGCCAUGACUGAUGUCGAUGUGGCAGCCCAGCGACUCCAGGAACUCAAUGGCUUGGAUCACAUGAAGUCCUGCAUCAGGGAUGUCUUCAUGAAGCACGGCGUCGACAAGGUGUUUGGCGUUGGUCUCCUCCACCGACACUACGACGUUGCCCCCAACGAGAAGAUCAUCGAGCUUGGCCCAGUCUCAUCUCCCUGGGUUGUAGGCGAUGACGAGGUCGUCACUGGCGGCUCAGUGCUGCCUCAUACCUGGCGCGUCUUCGACGGCGAGCUAAAGCCCACAGAGUUCAAGUUCGUGCCACAGCGUGAUGUUCCCAACGUCGACCGGCCUGUCUUCCCAGCCGCUUUUGUCAAAGAGCUCAUUGGCGUGCUGCAAGAAACAGGCCUUGACGAGGUUCUCGGCGUGAGUCUGUAUGAAGCCGGUGACCCGGAUAACGAGACCAUGGAGGUGACCUACGGCCGCAGCAGCAUCGUCAUCCCAUCCACGGGUCUUAUCGGUUCCAAGGUCAUUGGUCCACAAGGUUUUGACGCAUUCCAAGCCGCCUGGACCUUUAGUAAGAGGGAGGGUGAGGAAGUGGCUGCCCACCAUGGCAUCUGCGCUGCGAAAGGUGUUGAUGAUGGUGUCACGGCUCGCCAUGGAAUCUGUGCAGCUAAAGCUGAGAACGGAGUCGAAGCUAGACAUGGUAUCUGUGCCGUGCAGGCCGCCGAUGACGGGUUUACCGCUCGCCAUGGUAUCUGCGCAGCCAAAGCGAAUGACGGCUUCAAGGCUCACCAUGGUAUAUGUGCAGCUAAAGCUGAAAACGGCGUCGAGGCCCGUCACGGUAUUUGCGCAGUAAAGGCCAGUGAAGGUGUCAACGCUCAUCAUGGUAUCUGUGCUGUCAGAUCCGCUGAGGAUGGCUUGAAGGCUCAGCAUGGCAUUUGCGCCGUAAAGGCUACUGACGACGGCCUCAAGGCCCAUCAUGGUAUCUGCGCCGCAAAGGCCAGUGUUGACGGAGUAACCGCUCGUCACGGCAUCUGUGCUGUUAAAGCUGCUGAUGACGGCAUGACAGCUCGUCACGGCAUCUGCGCAGUAAAAGCCGACGAUGGUUUCAAGGCCCACCACGGCAUCUGUGCUGUCAGAGCUUCUGAGGAUGGCUUGAAGGCUCGUCACGGCAUUUGCGCCGUCAAGGCCACUGAUGAAGGAAUAACUGCUCGCCAUGGUAUCUGCGCUGUGAAGGCAACGGAAGGCAUCAAGGCCCGUCACGGUAUCUGUGCGGUCAGAGCUGCGGAAGACGGUGUCAGGGCGCAUCACGGCAUUUGUGCUGCCCGUACUACUCAAGAUGGCAUCAAGGCCCAGCAUGGAAUUUGCGCUGUGAAGGCUGCUGAUGACGAUAUAACUGCUCGCCACGGUAUUUGCGCUGCACGUCUUGCUGAUGGGAAUGUAAUGAAGGCCUAAGACUGUAGCUUCACUGUCUUGUUCUGUUCUCACAUUGUAUGACCAAGACGAGGCAGCCGAGCAUAUAUGAACCCUGCCAGCUUUAGAGGCACGCAUUAGCGGAUAGUCUUUUGCAGAACUUUCAUUUACGCCUCGUAUAGAAAUAUCAACAAGU
This is a messenger RNA of Fusarium redolens, 1849 nucleotides long. RefSeq lists its product as uncharacterized. The transcript has a single exon. Lineage: Eukaryota; Fungi; Ascomycota; Sordariomycetes; Hypocreales; Nectriaceae. The record is from RefSeq and is a predicted model, not a curated record. Bases 205 to 1695 code for a protein of 496 amino acids.